CUCAUCCCGUAAUGUGCAGGGUGGAUGCUAUUGAUCCAGCAUUGAGAAGGCCAGGACGUUUUGACUCAGAGAUAGAGGUCUCUGUUCCUCCUGUAGAAGAAAGGGUGCAGAUUCUUGAGCUUCAUACCAAGGAUCUACAUCUUCAUGAAACGGUCGAUCUUCAGACUAUUGCUGGAUACUGCAAUGGUUAUGUUGGAGCUGAUUUACAAGCUCUAUGUCGAGAAGCUGCCAGACUUGCUUAUCGUAGAUUAUCAAACUCAUCUGAGGACAAGGAGAUGGUCACACUACUGAUGGAAGAUUGGGAGUCUGCUAGAUCUGAGGCCAAAGCAAGCAUGAUAAGAGGGGUAACUAAAGAAGCUCCAACUGUUUCAUGGGAUGAUAUAGGAGGUUUGAAAGAUCUAAAGGUGAGAUAUGUUUUAUAUUUUUGUCUGUUUUACAAUAAAGCUGCUGUAAUGGUGAUUGUUUCUAUGCUUCAGAAGAAGCUUCAGUAAGCUGUUGAGUGGCCCAUCAAGCAUGCUGCUGCAUUUGCUAGACUAGGGAUAUCACCAGUUCGUGGUGUGCUUUUGCAUGGUCCUCCAGGGUGCUCAAAGACCACCCUUGCCAAGGCUGCAGCACAUGCUGCCCAAGCUUCUUUC
Messenger RNA from Lolium perenne, 635 nucleotides. RefSeq names its product cell division control protein 48 homolog B-like. The record is from RefSeq and is a predicted model, not a curated record. Lineage: Eukaryota; Viridiplantae; Streptophyta; Magnoliopsida; Poales; Poaceae. Gene Ontology annotation, molecular function: ATP hydrolysis activity.